Molecule: messenger RNA, 1146 nt
Organism: Rotaria sp. Silwood2
Lineage: Eukaryota; Metazoa; Rotifera; Eurotatoria; Philodinida; Philodinidae
Source: the annotation of a GenBank genome assembly
AUGCGUCAAAUUCCACCAGUAUCACCUGAAACGGAAUUUAUUUGGAUAUGUCAGACUAAUGCUGAUCCAUGGGAUAGCAGUCAACCCGCCGAAUGGACUCCUUAUCCUACUGAAAUAUCCUCAGCUUUGGAAAAAGCCUUUAAAAGUGGUGCUGAUUACACAUUUAUUGGCGAGUUAUACCGUAUUGAUUUUAUAGAGCUUGUACAAGAGUAUAUUGAAGAUCCAAAUCAACAACGCCCUAUUCGACGACGUAAUCUGAGAGCGUCUGUACAAAAUAAUGAAGAACAUGAAAUUGAAACUGCUCGUCGUGAAAGGUUAUUGUUUCCCUUGAAUAUGAAUGCAAAAAAUAGUACAACUGUGGAUACAACCUAUCAUGGUUCAAAGUUUAUUAGAGACUGGUUCUUAGCAUUCACUAAUGGGAAGCUUGAUGUGGCAUUUGAUGUCAUAUUUCCUGCUCUUAUCAACGGCUUGAAACAUGAAGGACGUAAUGAACCAGAAAACACAAUUAAAGGUAUUAUAUGUGCUUUGAAUUUGGUAAGAGAUGAAACUACUAAGGACAAGGAGUCAAAGAAAAUGAAAAAGUUGGAACAUUGUUGUGCCAAGUUGUAUACAAAACAAUGUUUUCUCUAUCGUGUUGUAAAUACGGCAUUACGUGAUGAUGAUCGAACAAAACUCGAUACGUUGGGUCCAUACUGUUAUUUGGUUUACAACUGUGUUGGCCGGCAUACGAAUGGUGAUCUUUCGAUUCGUCGCCGUCUUCUACAAAUACUUCAUCCAACUGAGUCUCAAUCGAUGAUUGUCUAUCGUGGUGAUCAUGUUUCUCGUGAAAAGAUAGAAGAAUAUCGACAAGCAGCUGAACGUAAGGACAAGUGUUUUAAAUGGCUUCCAUUCGUUUCGACUUCACUCGAUCGUGAUGUUGCCGAAAGAUUUGGAUCGAAUGUUUUGUACAUUAUUGAACUGCGACGUUAUUUAUCCAAUGAUCUGUUCGCUUAUUUGAAUAAAAAUACAUAUAUAGAGAGUGAAGAAGAAAUACUAUUGAGACCUGGAGCUCGAUUUCGAGUAAUCAAAGUACAAUUUGAUGAUAUUUCGGGACGACGUUUGAUUUAUAUCAAGAUUAUCCCAUCGUAUGUGUCCAAUUUAAGGUAA